AUGUCAGACUCGAACCCCAACCCCAACCCCAAUGCCAACCCCAGCCCAGACCCAGAGAAACACUCCAUCCAGCAGGACAGUAUCUCCCCAAUCGCUUAUAGCUCUUCCAAAGAAGGCAACAUAGAAGAUGCCGGCGAAGUUCCCAUCGCCCUAAAGCUCAAGAACCCUCUAGCGGGAAUGACUAGGGAGGAACUUCUCCUCGAUGUGGAAGCAUUCGCCAGGGAGAAGGAGCUCGAAGACGUCUUGCCACUACUCAAGAAAGGUGCCCUAGUGGCACAAGCCCCGAAGACAUUCGAGAGUAUCGAAGAUCUGAGUGAGGAUGAAAAGGGGUGGCUAAGGAAGGAGCUGACCCAUCGAUGGACUCAGCCCAACAUGAUGUACUACAUGACCAUUCUGUGCGCUGGGUCUGCUAUUGUGCAAGGCAUGGACCAGACUUCAGUCAACGGCGCUCAGACUUUCUACUUUGAAGAAUUCAAUAUCGGUCCGGAGCGAACCUGGUUGCGAGGGCUCCUCAACGGGGCCCCAUACCUGUGUUCAGCUGCCAUCGGAUGCUGGACCACCAAGCCUCUGAACUACUAUUUCGGUCGACGGGGUUGCAUCUUCAUCUCCUGCGUCGUGUCCUUCGUGACGGGUAUCUGGAUGGCGGCGGCGAACUCAUGGCCCAACCUUUUAGUCUCACGUUUUGCCCUCGGACUGGCUGUUGGCGCAAAAUCAAGCACCACACCAGUCUAUGCCGCAGAAUGUGCCCCGACGGCCAUACGUGGUGCUCUCACGAUGAUGUGGCAGAUGUGGACUGCGUUUGGCAUCAUGCUCGGUUUCAUCGUCUCCGUCGCCUUCCAGAACGUCGGAUACACCCCCGGUGACACGCCGUACUGGAACUGGCGACUGAUGUUAGGGAGUACAUCCAUCCCGCCUUUUUUCGUCUGCUUGAUGGUGUAUUUGGUCCCCGAGAGUCCUCGCUGGUACAUGACCAAGAACAAGUACCGAAAGGCAUACGAAGCGCUUUGCAAGUUUCGCAACUGCGAGCUCAUGGCUGCACGGGAUGUCUACUAUAUCCACAAGUCGUUGCUUGUUGAGGAAAAGCUACGCGAGGGCAAGAACCUCUGGAGUGAAUUCUUCAAAGUUCCCCGGAACAGGCGAGCGGCGCAAUCUUCGUUCUUUGUCAUGUUCAUGCAACAGUUCUGCGGCGUAAACGUUAUUGCUUACUACAGCACCGAAAUCUUCAUCUCUGCCAAUUUUUCGCGUCCCGAUGCUCUCCUCGUCUCCAUGGGCACCGGCAUCGUCAACUGGAUCUUCGCCCUCCCGGCGGUCUACACCAUCGACACAUUCGGGCGUCGCAACCUCCUCCUCACCACGUUCCCACUCAUGGGCCUCUGCCUGCUCUUCGUCGGCUUCAGCUUCUACAUCGACGCGGUGAAGACGCGUCUCGCCUGCGUCGCGACGGGCAUCUACCUCUUCAUGGUCGUGUACUCGCCCGGCGAGGGACCCGUGCCGUUCACGUACAGCGCCGAGGCUUUCCCGCUGUACGUCCGCGAGUACGGCAUGGCGUUUGCGACGGCGACGACCUGGGGCUUCAACUUCAUCCUCUCCCUCACGUGGCCGUCGCUGGUUGAUGCCUUCACGCCACAGGGUGCGUUUGGCUGGUAUGCUGCCUGGAACUUCUUCGGGUGGGCCUACGCCUACUUCUUCCUGCAAGAGACCAAAGGGAGAAGCUUGGAGGAGUUGGACGUGGUGUUCAACAUGAGUGUCAUGAAGCAUGCUCGGUACUACAGUGCGAUGCUGCCCUGGUACUUCAACAAGUGGAUUCUGAGGGGCGAUGUGCCGCCCCGGAAGCCAUUGCAUGACAUGGAUGAGUAG
Messenger RNA from Drepanopeziza brunnea f. sp. 'multigermtubi' MB_m1, 1857 nucleotides. RefSeq lists its product as uncharacterized. The record is from RefSeq and is a predicted model, not a curated record. Gene Ontology annotation, biological process: transmembrane transport. Gene Ontology annotation, molecular function: transmembrane transporter activity. NCBI's taxonomy places the organism in Eukaryota, Fungi, Ascomycota, Leotiomycetes, Helotiales, Drepanopezizaceae. Gene Ontology annotation, cellular component: membrane.